UCAAUCGCCAUUACCGACCUCUCUUCCUCCUUAAAACCUCCCUUUCCCCUUCCCCUCUUUCCCAUUUCUUCUUCCAACCAAACCACAAACCACUCUCUCCUUUUCUCUCUCUACAAUUUUCAUUUUUUUCUCUCUCUAUAUUGAAGCAAGGAAAUCGAGUUGUUUGUUAAUUUAAUUUUUGUACGCAAAAAAAGUUUUUAAAAAAAUGGCUCAGAGAACGGAGAAAGAAGAAACGGAGUUCAAGGCCGUACCUGAAACGAUAACGCUUUGCGUCAAUAAUUGUGGAGUCACCGGAAAUCCAGCCACCAAUAAUAUGUGUCAAAAAUGCUUCAACGCUACCACCCAUGCUACCUCAAUAUCCGCCAGCUCGCCGACGGGGUCGGUGGUCACGAUUCCUCACAAGUUCGCUGAGAAAUUGGCUAGAUCUGAAAGAUCGGCUCGAUUUAGCUCGUUGAGGUCGUCGCCGGAGAGGAAGUCCGAUCUGGAAAGAACAAGUCAACAUCUGACGGUGAAGGAGGAUAAACUGAAGGAAAGCGAACCCCCGGCUAAGAGAGAGGUGAAUCGUUGCUCCGGUUGUCGGAGGAAGGUAGGAUUGACCGGAUUCCGGUGCCGGUGCGGCGAAUUGUUCUGUGGUGAACACCGGUACUCGGAUCGUCAUGACUGUAGCUACGACUACAAAUCCGCCGGGCGAGACGCGAUCGCGAGGGAGAAUCCGGUUGUCAAAGCAGCGAAAAUCAUUAAGGUUUAAAAGGAAA
This is a messenger RNA of Nicotiana attenuata, 755 nucleotides long. RefSeq names its product zinc finger A20 and AN1 domain-containing stress-associated protein 5. Gene Ontology annotation, molecular function: DNA binding; ubiquitin-protein transferase activity; zinc ion binding. Gene Ontology annotation, biological process: protein ubiquitination. The record is from RefSeq and is a predicted model, not a curated record. The transcript has a single exon. Bases 206 to 748 code for a protein of 180 amino acids. Lineage: Eukaryota; Viridiplantae; Streptophyta; Magnoliopsida; Solanales; Solanaceae.